GGCACAUACACACAGGCGACACGACACCCCUGGGAAGGCCGGUGGGGUCCCCGCGGUGCGCCGGUCUCCCGGCCGCCCGGGGGUCACCCUGCCUCGAGGUGGCACCGGGGGGGACACGGGGUCCCGGGGAGCGCACGUGCGGCAGGUGGGUGCGCGUGGGCGGGCGCGUGGCUCCGCCGAGGCUCCGGUGAGCCUCCCGCGGCGGGGACCCCCCUCUCAGCCGGGGCCAUGCUGGGGGGUCCGGAGCGGGGCGCGGGGCGCCUGCGAAUCUGCGAGCGGACCAAGCUGGUGCUGGUGGAGAUCGACACGGUGGCGUGUUGCAGCACGGGCACCGGCAUGGCCGCGGGGUGCCGGCCCGAGCCCCCCUGGACCUACCGCCGCAUCGCCGGGGAGUACGCGUACCUGGAGAAGCGCUUUGUGGCCGAGCUGGCCCCCCCCUGGCCCCCGGUGCCCUCCAACCCUCCCUGUCGCCUGCAGGACUUCACCACCCGGCCCCGGGUGCCCCCCACCCCCUGCCCCCCACGACAGCCUGAGGGGACGGGGGGCAGUGGGCCCUGGGGGGGGCACCCUGUGCCUGCACCUCGGCCCCCGCUGUCGGGGGACAAGCUGGGCCCCCCCACCUACGAGGUGCACAUGCAGCGGGUGCAGGCGGCCCACGCCCGCCGCGGGGGACCCCCCCCGUACAUCUCCCCCCCCGCCUACGACGGCCCCCCACCGCACCCUGCAGCUCCGCCCCCUGCGGGGACCCCGCAGCCCCCCGCCGGCACCUCGGGCCCGGGGGGCUCUGCCGAGCGGCUGGAGCCACACGCUGCCCCGGGCGGCCACCGAGGCCAAGCACCGGUGGCCCCGUGGGAUGCAGCUGUCCCCAGGGGAGCCUGGCACCCCCCGGCACUGCCAGACGCUCCCACGGGCGGCAGCCGGCCGGGAGCGGGUUCCGGGGCGCGGGAGGGGGCGGCGGGGGACGGGGGGACACGUCCUCAUUGACGC
Corvus hawaiiensis (hawaiian crow) is the source of this 987-nucleotide messenger RNA. It is a transcript of the gene DDN, whose product is annotated as dendrin. The transcript has 2 exons. The coding region runs from base 229 to 984 and encodes 251 amino acids. Lineage: Eukaryota; Metazoa; Chordata; Aves; Passeriformes; Corvidae. The record is from RefSeq and is a predicted model, not a curated record.